Neltuma alba is the source of this 2223-nucleotide messenger RNA. Its product is annotated as putative pentatricopeptide repeat-containing protein At3g15130. The transcript has a single exon. The record is from RefSeq and is a predicted model, not a curated record. Gene Ontology annotation, molecular function: RNA binding; protein binding; zinc ion binding. Gene Ontology annotation, biological process: RNA modification. Bases 41 to 2098 code for a protein of 685 amino acids. Lineage: Eukaryota; Viridiplantae; Streptophyta; Magnoliopsida; Fabales; Fabaceae.
UAACUUCUGCUAUAAAGCAAUUUGUGAUCUUCUGCCGUUGAUGAUUGACAGACAACUAUUGACCGGGCUCCUGAAGAGGUGUGCGAAGAACUGUUUGCUUGAUCAGGGGAAGCAAGUACAUGGGUUAGUAGAGAUGUUAGGAUUUGGGCGUGAUAUGGUGGUAAACAAUGAUCUCAUACAUAUGUACGCGAAAUGCCGCAGGAUGAACCUUGCUUGUUCUGUGUUCGAUCAAAUGCCAGAGAGAAAUGUGGUCUCUUGGACGGCUCUGAUGUGCGGCUAUUUACAACAUGGUGAUGCGAAAACCUCAUUAUCCUUAUUUUCUAAAAUGGGUCAUGCAGCUGUUAAGCCUAAUGAGUUCACACUGUCCACCAAUCUAAAAGCUGCGGGGAUUAUGGGUAUCGCUGAGAAUGGCAGGCAGAUUCAUGGGGUUUGUGCAAAAUCUGGUUUUGAAUGGCUGCCUGUUGUGGCCAAUUCUAUUGUUGAUAUGUACUCAAAAUGUGAUAGGAUUAGUGAGGCAGCAAGAAUGUUUAACGUUAUGCCAGUCAAAAAUCUCAUAACCUGGAAUGCAAUGAUUGCUGGAUACACCCUCAAAAGACAUGGUGCAGAGGCUUUAAAUCUGUUUCGGAAAAUGCAAGAGAGAGGUGACAUUCCAGAUGAAUAUACAUAUUCAAGUAUAUUGAAGGCAUGUAGUUGUCUUGGUGCAGUAAGAGAAGGCACCCAAGUACAUGCUUCGUUAAUCACGCAAGGAUUCCCAUAUUUGGUUCAAUCAACUGUUUCAGGGGCUCUCGUUGAUCUGUAUGUCAAAUGCAGGUGCAUAGUUGAGGCUAGGAGGGUGUUCGAUCGAAUUGAACCAAAGAAUGUGAUAUCUUGGAGCUCACUUAUGCUUGGAUAUGCACAGGAAGACAAUUUGCCACAAGCCAUGGACUUCUUUCAGCAGCUGAGGGAAAGGAAACAUCAAGUGGAUGGGUUUGUGCUUUCAAGCCUCGUAGGUGUAUUUGCCGAUUUCGCCCUUGUUGAGCUGGGAAAGCAAAUGCAUGCUUAUACCUUUAAACUCCCAUUUGGUUUAGAAAUAUCAGUGUCAAAUUCAAUUUUGGAUAUGUACAUGAAAUGUGGGUUAACAGAUGAGGCGGACGCACUUUUCAGAGAGAUGCCAGCAAGAAAUGUAGUUUCCUGGACAGUUAUGAUCACUGGCUACGGAAAACAUGGUAUUGGGAAAAAAGCAAUUGAUCUUUUCAAUAAAAUGCAAGUAGAAGGGAUCGUACCAGACAAUGUGACUUACUUGGCUGUACUCUCAGCUUGUAGCCACUCUGGACUUAUUGAAGAAGGUCAAGAAUCCUUCUCUAGUUUCUGUAGGAAUCAGCAAAGAAAGCCACAAGUGGAGCAUUACGCUUGCAUGGUCGAUAUGCUUGGAAGGGCUGGACGUAUAAAGGAAGCAAAGGAUCUUAUAGAGAAAAUGCCACUGAAGCCAAAUGUGGGUAUAUGGCAGACACUACUCAGUGCUUGUAGAAUUCACGGGGACGUCGAGAUGGGGAAAGAAGUAGGAGAGAUAAUCUUUAGAUUAGAUAGAAACAAUCCAGUCAACUAUGUGAUGAUGUCAAACAUCUAUGCUAAUGCAGGGUAUUGGAAAGAGUGUGAGAGAAUAAGAUAUAUGGUAAAGAGAAAAGGAUUGAAGAAAGAGGCAGGACGUAGCUGGGUAGAAAUAGACAAGAAAGUUCACUUUUUCUACAAUGGAGACGAAACCCAUCCACUUACAGAGAAAAUCCAGGAGGUGUUGAAAGAAAUGGAGAAGAGGAUGAAAGAAGAAAUUGGUUAUGUUCAUAACAUGAAUUUUGCAUUGCAUGAUGUUGAAGAGGAGUCGAAGGUGGAGAGCUUAAGGUUUCAUAGCGAAAAGUUGGCGAUUGGCUUGGCUCUGGUAAGUGGUGGGUUCAAAGAUGGGAAAAGGAUUAUUCGCAUUUUCAAAAACUUGAGAGUUUGUGGUGACUGCCAUACGUUUAUCAAGGGUUUGUCAAAGCUUCUGAAGAUUGUGCUCGUCGUGAGAGACGCAAACAGAUUCCACAGAUUUGAGAAUGGCUUGUGUUCUUGUGGAGAUUACUGGUGAUGCCAAUUUAUUGACUCCGUCAACAUAGAUGGGUCUGAUUUCUCAAAAGGACAUCGAAGUCCAGCUAUUUGGUACCCCUUGUUCAACUUCCAACUCUCUCCAAUGAUUUUUUAACGAGUUUUAAC